Molecule: messenger RNA, 3786 nt
Organism: Cuscuta epithymum
Lineage: Eukaryota; Viridiplantae; Streptophyta; Magnoliopsida; Solanales; Convolvulaceae
Source: the annotation of a GenBank genome assembly
CCCAAUUCAAAAUUUUACCCUAUUUUCUUUUCCCUUCAAUCCAUCCCAAUUCCCGCUCCAUAAUCCCGCACCCCCUCCACACCGACCGCCAUCUUCGCGGGACAACCGAACCCACCCAGCGACGCCGGACAAUCGAAGCCAUCCAGCGACGCCGGACAACCGAACCCAUCCAGCGGACCCACUCCACGAUUCGGACCGCCAUCUUCCCCUUCCUCGGCUCGGCUCUGCUCUGUAGAAACGAAGGUUGCUGUAAAAAUCAUGGCCAAUCGAAGUUCAUAGACGGACAACCGAACCCAUCCAACUGAAGUCAGUUCGUCGAGGCGCUGGUCCAAGUUCGUAGACACGCUGCUGUGCUCCAACUCUACGAGUCGCCAGUCCAACUUCAACGAAAAAAGAAGAUAACUUUGAAGCCAUGGUGCGAACAAGUUUAACCGAUCUUGCUAAAAGGGCUCUGGAAUUGCAAAUUCCUGUCUGUGACCACUUCCCCGCUCAAAUAUCACAGUGUUCUGAAUACAAAGAUGCUGCGAAGUUGGUGAAAUCGGGUUUGACUUCUGCGCAGUUUGCUGAGUUUCGGAAGAUGCCGUGGGGCCAUGUAACACCCCGGCCCCACCGGACCCGAGGUAGUUACUCCGGACGAAUAAUACUGUCCUCACAAACCGCCACUAGCCUUUUCCGCGCACUUUGUCCUCACUCGUGCGCGCCCUGAGAAACUUCCCAGGGGGUCACCCAUCCCAAGACUACUCCCGUGCAAGCACGCUUAACUUUGGAGUUCUUGGGAGAUGAGCUCCCUUAAAAGGAGAUGCAUCUUGUUGGUAUGAGUAGUACUAUUAAUCCGUUUAUAUUAAAUCUCAAGUGUUACAAUCACCCCCACUUAGGAUCGCAACGUCCUCGUUGCGCCCUUAAACCAAUCUCAAUCAAAUCCCAGAAACGUUUCCCCUGCUAGGUGUCAGCCCGAUAUCCAACGGAUCAGCACACUGUCACAGGGUUGCUCUGAUACCACCUGUAACACCCCGGCCCCACCGGACCCGAGGUAGUUACUCCGGACGAAUAAUACUGUCCUCACAAACCGCCACUAGCCUUUUCCGCGCACUUUGUCCUCACUCGUGCGCGCCCUGAGAAACUUCCCAGGGGGUCACCCAUCCCAAGACUACUCCCGUGCAAGCACGCUUAACUUUGGAGUUCUUGGGAGAUGAGCUCCCUUAAAAGGAGAUGCAUCUUGUUGGUAUGAGUAGUACUAUUAAUCCGUUUAUAUUAAAUCUCAAGUGUUACAGGCCAUCUUCUUGAUGUGCCAGAGCUACAGUUCUCAGCGCAAAUUGUCCAUAGCCUCUUGUUGAGACUAGUGUGUGACCAGCCUAAGGAUGAACUAUGGUUUUGCGUCAAUGAAAAGCUGUUAAAGUUUACCUACAAUGACUUUGAACGCAUUACUGGGCUCCGUUCUAUGGGUCCAACUCCGGUCAUCUCUGAUGUGGAUGAAGGCAAUGGGAUGUUACUAGAUAAGUUCUUCGGUGGUGCGAGUGAGAUCAGUUUUGGGACCUUGACAGCAAAGAUGCAGUCACUAAAGCCGAAAAAGGCAGGACCUCGCGGCGAUCCUCUGAAGCUUGCAUGUGCUUUUUACGUGCAAUGUGUUUUGAUACCAAGGAACAAGAAAACAUUGAUGAAUUCUCAAUUUCUGAAAUUGGCGGAUGAUUUGGACAGAUUUAAAGCAUACCCCUGGGCAAAAGUGUCCUACAAUCUAAUGGUUUCUCAGAUAAAGACUCUUAUGGUUGGACAGGGCGAUAGGUUUAAGGAGAAUAAGAAAGCCAAACCUCAAUACAAAAAUGCAAAGUUCACAUUGCACGGCCUUCCUCUCGUCCUACAGGUUUGGGCCUACGAGAGUCUGCCAGAGCUAGGACGGAGAUGUGCUGAACGUGUUGGCAAUCAUGACGUCCCCUUGCUCAAUUAGAAGGCUACGGGGUUCUUUCAUUUGCAAACGCUAAAUGAAAUGAUUUUCAAGGAUCAUUACAAUGAGGAAGAUGAGGAAGACGAUGGUGAAGAUGAUGAUGGCUUCAAAUCCAAGAUGAUGGCUGAAAUGAAAAAGCUACGGGCGCAAGUGGUGUCUCUGGAGGCGCGGCUGAAAGUAAUGGAAGAUAGAUUGGUUGUUGGGAGUGUGGCCGAGGAGAAGCAUGAUGAAGAUGAAGAUGCCAAGCAUCAAGGUGAUGAAGAUGAAGAGCAAAAGCAUGAUGAAGUUGCAGUUGUUGCGGAGGAUCAUGUGGAAGUGGAAAAUGAAAAUGCAUCUGAUUUCAAUGCUUCUGUACCUUCUGAUGAGAUUCAUGCAUCUCUAGUUGAAAUUGAGAAGCAUGUGGAAGUUGAAAAUGCAAAUGAAUCUGAUUUCAAUGCUUCUGUACCUUCUGCUGAGAUUCCUGCUGCUCUAGCUGAAAUUGAGAAGCAUGUGGAAGUGGAAAAUGCAAAAGCAUCUGAUUUGAAUGCUUCUGUUCUUUCUGAUGACAUUGUAGCUGAACAUGACAAGCAAGACGGACAGCGUAUUGAUGAGCGUCAUAAAGCUGAAGUUGAACAUGAGAAGAAUGAAGAAAUUGCACAUGUUGCCGAGGGGAGUCAACAUGCUCACGUUGAAGGUGUUGACAUGUUUGAAGCAUGUACUGAUGAUAUUGGGCAGGAGGGCCAAAUUGGUGACGUGCAUGAAGUGGAUAAUGAAAAUAAUUCCGAGAAUCAUGACUCUGUAUCUUCUGAUAAGGCAUAUUGGGAUGACGUGGUGGAUGAGUGGCAAGCUGCCGCUAAAGGGGACUUGGAGGCUGAGGCGAGUGAUGUGGGGAUGAAAAGGAAAAAGUUCGCCUCUAAGUUCAUGCUUAGCCCUUUCACCGAUCCUAACCCAAAACGGUUGAAAGGCGUGAACAAAGCAAAGGAUAAUCUCAGCCAAGUAGAUGAAUGGACUGAUUUUAAGAAUUGGGUUGAAGCUGAUGACAGUGUUUCCCCUUCAAGUGUCAGGCUACGUGUCCAUGAACUGCUUGAAGUGAGCAGGAGUUUUUUCAGAGUCCUAGUAUCUCCUGACCACUGGAUGUCGAGCACGCACCUUCAUGCAAUAACGUACCUGCUAAAUAAAAGCAUUUGUGCGCAUACGGUGACUUUGAUCAGCCCUUACGUUGUGCAUAAAAUCCUUAAGAAAGAUAUAGGCAACGACACACAUUGGAGUGGAGAUAAAUACCUGAAAAAGCUGGACUGGAAAAGUUGUUUGAAGGUUUUGUUUCCCUUAAAUAUUGAAAACAAGCACUGGAUCUUGGCGGAAGUUGUGUUUCGGAGCAGACUGGUUAGAGUAUACGACUCGCUUAAGACUUCUAGGACUCCAUUUUAUGCUAAGGACUUGUGUGAGCGGCUGCCAUACCUAGUUCGUGCCAUUGGUAUUUGUACGAAUGACAGUGAUUUGCAACCGUGGAAAGCAGUAGCUGUGGAUGGUGUGCCACAACAAAAAGAAGCGUCGGGUGAAUGUGGCGUGAUGGUCCUAGCUUUUGCAGAGCAGCUACUCCAAGCGAAAUCAUUGCUUCCUGAUUGCGACUAUGGCAACAUGUCGAACAAAAGACUUGAGUAUGGUAUUCGGCUUUGGCGCUUGAAGAAGGAAGAUGCGUAGAGUGUUGUAGAAAUCAUUUUUAUUUGAAGUUGUAGUUCGAACAAGUAUUGAUUUUGUGUAUCUAUUGAACUUGGAAACAAUGAAAAAUGGUUGGGGUAUUUUGGGGAAAUAUGUCGAAGUUUGUACAAUGUCAUGUACUAAAUGUUGUACAAUCUUCAACAAUUGGG